Messenger RNA from Corylus avellana, 2151 nucleotides. The record is from RefSeq and is a predicted model, not a curated record. NCBI's taxonomy places the organism in Eukaryota, Viridiplantae, Streptophyta, Magnoliopsida, Fagales, Betulaceae.
GAGUUCUCUGAGAGUCAUUGCAUAGCGCAGCCGAUCUCUCACCUUCUCUCAGCAAAAAAACUAACCGAAACAUUACGAAAAAACCGAAAAACAAAGAAACCGAAACGAUCAAAAAUUUCCGAAAUGAAACACGCUUGAACUUUUCGAAUUCUCCCUCGCUGAGACUGUAGGGUUUUUCCUACUCCGAUCGCUAUGGAUAUUCGAUUCCCUUACUCUCCAGCGGAGGUCGCCAAAGUCCGCAUGGUUCAGUUCGGCAUACUCAGUCCGGAUGAGAUCAGGCAAAUGUCCGUGGUGCAGAUUGAACACAGCGAGACGAUGGAGAGGGGUAAGCCGAAGAUGGGCGGUCUAAGUGACUCUCGGCUUGGCACCAUUGAUAGGAAGAUGAAGUGCGAUACUUGCACAGCUAACAUGGCCGAGUGCCCGGGCCACUUUGGGCACCUCGAGCUCGCCAAGCCCAUGUUUCAUAUCGGAUUUUUGAAGACUGUGCUCAGUAUCAUGCGCUGUGUUUGCUUCAAUUGCUCUAAGAUUCUAGCAGACGAGGAAGACCAAAAGUUUAAGCAAGCAAUGAAAAUAAAGAAUCCCAAAAAUAGAUUAAAAAAGAUUUUGGAUGCCUGCAAGAACAAAACUAAAUGUGAAGGUGGUGAUGAACUUGAUGUUCAUAGUCAAGAUACUGAAGAACCAGUCAAAAAGAGUCGUGGUGGCUGUGGUGCUCAGCAGCCAAAGCUCACCAUCGAAGGCAUGAAAAUGAUCGCAGAGUACAAGGCACAAAGGAAGAAAAGUGAUGAUCAAGAACAACUUCCUGAACCAGUGGAAAGAAAACAGACACUUACUGCAGAAAAGGUUCUUAGUGUUCUGAAAAGAAUAAGUGAUGAAGACUGCCAACUGCUGGGCUUGAACCCUAAGUAUGCCCGUCCAGACUGGAUGAUUCUACAAGUCCUUCCAAUUCCUCCACCUCCUGUUAGACCCUCUGUGAUGAUGGAUACCUCCUCCAGGAGCGAGGAUGAUUUGACUCAUCAGUUGGCGAUGAUUAUACGGCACAAUGAGAAUCUGAGGAAACAAGAGAGGAAUGGGGCACCUGCUCAUAUCAUUUCGGAGUUUGCACAGUUGUUGCAAUUCCAUGUAGCCACAUAUUUUGACAAUGACUUACCUGGACAGCCAAGGGCUACCCAGAGAUCAGGAAGACCCAUUAAAUCUAUAUGUAGUAGGCUUAAGGCAAAGGAAGGUCGGAUUAGAGGUAAUUUGAUGGGGAAACGUGUGGAUUUUUCAGCACGAACUGUUAUUACUCCAGAUCCGAACAUUAAUAUAGAUCAAUUGGGCGUACCGUGGAGUAUUGCUUUAAAUCUCACAUAUCCAGAGACUGUUACUCCAUAUAACAUAGAAAGGUUGAAGGAGCUUGUUGAAUAUGGGCCCCAUCCUCCACCUGGUAAAACUGGUGCCAAGUAUAUCAUAAGGAAUGAUGGACAAAGGCUAGAUCUUCGUUACUUGAAGAAAAGUAGCGAUCACCAUCUGGAGCUUGGAUAUAAGGUGGAGCGGCAUCUGAAUGAUGGAGACUUUGUACUCUUUAAUCGUCAACCUAGUCUGCAUAAGAUGUCUAUUAUGGGGCACAGAAUCAAGAUUAUGCCAUACUCAACAUUCCGUCUGAAUUUAUCUGUUACUUCUCCAUAUAAUGCUGAUUUUGAUGGCGAUGAAAUGAAUAUGCAUGUUCCUCAGUCAUUUGAAACUAGAGCAGAGGUGUUGGAGCUAAUGAUGGUGCCUAAAUGCAUUGUGUCCCCUCAAGCAAAUCGGCCUGUUAUGGGAAUAGUCCAGGAUACGCUUUUAGGGUGCCGUAAAAUCACCAAGAGGGACACGCUUAUAUCGAAGGAUGUUUUCAUGAACAUCUUGAUGUGGUGGGAGGAUUUUGAUGGGAAAAUUCCUGCUCCUGCAAUUUUGAAGCCAGGGCCUUAUUGGACUGGAAAACAAGUGUUCAAUCUUAUUAUACCAAAACAGAUAAAUCUCACACGAACUUCUGCCUGGCACUCGGAGUCAGAAACUGGAUUCAUAACUCCUGGGGACACCCAAGUGAGAAUAGAAAGGGGGGAGCUACUUGCUGGUACUCUUUGCAAGAAGACACUUGGGACAUCUUCAGGAAGUCUUAUACAUGUUAUUUGGUAG